Messenger RNA from Aureobasidium namibiae CBS 147.97, 2106 nucleotides. Its product is annotated as FAD/NAD(P)-binding domain-containing protein. Lineage: Eukaryota; Fungi; Ascomycota; Dothideomycetes; Dothideales; Saccotheciaceae. The record is from RefSeq and is a predicted model, not a curated record. Bases 1 to 2106 code for a protein of 701 amino acids. Gene Ontology annotation, molecular function: oxidoreductase activity, acting on CH-OH group of donors; flavin adenine dinucleotide binding. The transcript has a single exon.
AUGUCUUGGCUCCUUCCUUUUCUGCUACUGCCUGCACUCGGUGUUUCGGCUCAGACCGCAUCCCCGUCGUAUGACUACAUUGUCGCCGGAGCUGGCCCUGCUGGUAUCAUCGUGGCCCAGAGACUUGCAGAGAGCGGAGCAAGCGUGAUACUACUCGAAAGAGGCAACGCAUCAACCUUCAGUCGGGGAGGACGUGACAUCCUACCAUGGAACAACACGGUGACACAGUACGAUGUGCCUGGCGUGCGACACUACAUCAAGACCAGCUUUGCCGACAAAAGCGAAUACUGCACAGAUACGGCUGGCAACGCAGGUUGUGUCCUGGGAGGCGGCACCAUGGUCAAUCAGCUCGCGUACAUUCCGCCUCAGAACCUCGACUUUGACGACAAGUGGCCUGCUGGCUGGAAGUGGGCUGAUGUUGCAAGUGCGGCAGAGAGAGUCCAUGCUCGCAAUCCUGGAUCAACUUGUCCUUCAGCGGAUGGCGUCCACUACGAUCAGACAUCAUACACCGCGUUCGCCAACUUCUUCGACACCCAGGGCUACAAAUCUGUCGAUGCUAUUGCUGAGCCCAAUUCCAAGCACAACGUCUACAGCCAUGCCCCAUAUAGUGUCAAAGAUGGUCUCGUCGCCGGCCCUGUCUUGACUUAUCUUCCGCUCGCCCAAGCACUGCCAAACUUCAAACUGCAGCUUCACACCAAAGUGAUCCGUGUCGUCAGACAGAGAUCCAUUGUAUCUGGCGUUGAGGUUGAGGUCGUUGGCCAGCGUCAAAUUAUCAACGUUAGCGCUAGCGGGAGGGUCAUUCUGGCAUCCGGCGUAUUCUCCACUCCCCGUAUCUUGUUCAAUAGUGGUAUCGGACCCAAUGAUCAGCUGCAGAUCGUUGCUAGCAGCGCGUCCACUAACAACGUUACUCUACCCCCAAGUUCUGAUUGGAUCAACCUCCCUGUCGGUCAAGGAAUUAAGGACCACGCAAUCGUGACUCUGAACUUCAAUACCACUGGACUCGUCGACUUUCUGGAUACGCCCUACUUUAUCAGUCCAUCAUCGAAUGUCAUAGACAUGUACAGCCACGGAACCGGCAUUCUCACGCAGGGCUACCAGCGUUUCACGAUGUGGACAUCCAACACCACGUCUGACGGCAGUGUUCGUUUCUUCCAAGGCACGUGCUACGCAAGCGGCCAAAACCAGGUGUCUAUGAAGCUCUAUCUCACUCACGGUAUCACAUCCAGUGGUGUCCUUAGUAUCACCCCUGCCGGUAACACAGUUUAUUCUGUCGAUCCCUACCUCAACACUGCCGAAGAUAAGUAUGCCCUAGCUUCCUUCAUCGACAACCUACUCGUUCAGACACGCAAGACUGGCUCGAGCUUGAUCUAUGCUGGCUCUCCUGCCGAUACCGGCGCCUCGCUGUCGAAAGUCUUCACAGGUGGUAGCCACUGGGUGUCAACCGCCAAGAUGGGUAUUGACGACGGCCGUAUCAACAACGGAACAUCUGUCGUUGAUCUCGAGCUAAAAAUAUACGGCACCGACAAUCUGUUCGUGGUCGACGCUUCCAUGCAUCCAGAUCUGCCUACAGGAAACUUGCAAGCCACCGUUCAGGUUGCCGCCGAGGCUGCUGCCGCCAGAAUACUUGCUCUGCCGAAACAAUCAUUUCUCUCGACAUCAUCUGUCCUGGGCGCGACCAAGGGUUCUUCGGUCAGUACUUCAUCCAGCGACGAUGUAAUCACGUCAUCAUCAUCUAUUGCCACUACGCUCAGCACAGUCGUACCCUCUUCAUCUGUUUCGUCAGUCGGAUCAUCGACUACUUCCUCUUCCAACACCGCGGAUCCGACAAACCCUACUUGCCCAUCUUCAAACAGUACAACCUUCGUUGCCAAAAGUGGCGCAGUCUUCUUGAUCGAGUGCUAUAUGGAUCGCGCCGGGCACGACAUGGCAUCUGUCAACGUCCCCAGCAAUCGCAUUGCAGACUGUAUCAACAAGUGCGACGCUCUCACGGGAUGCGUCGACAUUUCCAUGUCUGGAACUGCUUGCUACAUGAAGAGUGCUGUCGGCGGUAGAGUGGUGCAGAGCAAGUACGUGAGAGGCGCUCGAAAGAUCAAUGGAAGCAUCUGA